AACAACCAUUUCCUCCCGAUCAGCUGGUCGGGAAGUGGUCAGAACCUGCUGAAAUCCACCUCUGGGGCCUUUUGUUUGCAAAGCCCCGGGGGAAAAAGUACCAUAAACCCCUAUUGCUUUUCUUGCUCGGCCGAGGUAGAGGCGGAGUUUGCUGCUCUUCCUGGCACCAGUUGGCGGCGCUUUGAGUCUCUGGGAGCCAACCGGUGUCUUCGGUCGCAGGUGCGGAGGGGCGCGUGGUCGGAGGGCGAUGCCCCUGUCCCGGGCGCCCCUCUUGCUCCUGUGGGCUGGGCUGGGGUCCUUCGUGCCGGGGAGCCGCUGCGGUGAGUUUCUGGAAGGGGUUGCGACCGGGUGGGAGGCAGCUAAAAGCGGGGGUCCUGCCUGGGUCUCUCCCCCACAUUUCACCCUCCGUGGCAAGUUCCCUUCCCCGCAGGAAACGUCCCCCUUCCCUCGUCCUUCGCUCAGCCUCGUUCAAGAACUUUUGGUAUUCUAAUUGUAAUUCCUCUUUGUAUCUGAAGAAGGAAGUAAACAAAGAACGGCCAAGGUUCAGAUUCAGAGAUGGUUAAAUUCCCUUCCUCGUUUUUUGUUUUAAUUUCCUGUUACCAAUUUAGGAACGGGGGACACACACAAGCACAAUAACAAGGAAGGUUUGGAUAAUUCGUGGCUCCUUUGGGACAAUAACAUUUGGUUUUUGAUUUGUCAAUUCCAAGUUAAUGUCUUUACUUGGAGGAAAUGAUAUUUGAAAUGAUGGGGAAAGCAAUAAUAUUGAGGCCAGAAACUAUAUUACUGUUGAUAAUUAAGGAAAGAGAACCAACAAAAUGCGAGAAAGAAUUGAUUAGAAUUACGAUUAUAACGGGUAGAAUUAUAAUAGCCGGAUAUUGGAAAUUAGAUGUGAAUUUUAGAAUAGAAGAAUGGUAUUUGCGAAAUGUGGAAAUUAGCUUUAAACGAUAAAAUGACAUGCGAUAUUAAAAUUAGAAAUGGUGACUAUAAAGAAGAUAUUUUCUGGAAAAUUUGGAAACCAUUCGUGGACUAUGCGCUGGGAAAAUUGGAUGCUUCGGGACCUGUACCCCGAGAACGUGGAUUUUGGCGAUCAUGAGGAUAUAUCCAAAGAACCAAAUCUUCCUUUCUUAUGUAUAGCACAGGGUGAAGUAUUGUAUAUGUUGUUUGUAAUGUUAUUUUAAUAAUAAAAAAUAAAAUAAAAAAUAAAAAAAAGUAAAUUUCUAAGCAAGGAGUGAAAGUUACGAGAGAGUGUUUACAAAUAAGGUCGACUCCUCCUCCUCCUCCUCCUCCUCCCUAUCCCCACCUCCAGGCUGAGCCUCUUGAAGAGAAACACUCAGGAUGACGUGUCUCUCUGGGUGUGGUGCAGACAGAAGUCCUGGUGACAGAAGUCUCCAUACUCUGCUGUGAAGCUCCUAGCAGCUUUUGUCCUGCUGGUCCUCCGGGCAGUGGGCAUGUAGGGUCAGAUGGCAGUCAGGUCCACAAGCAGCUGUAUCAACCCAGGGGUCCCCCUUCACCAGAUGUGCCCAGCUGUUUCCAAGAUCAGCCAAGAGUUGCUUGAGAACUUCUUUCAGGGUUAAUCUCAUGGCUGGAAACCUCCGAAGUUGGUCUUCUCUUUGAGAGUUGCUUUUCGUGAUAGCAUCAAGGGAGGAGCUGGAGCUGCAGACACCCCCCCCUCAAUCCUGUCCUUCACUCUCUUCCUCUUCCAGGCUCCCCCCAGGCACUCCCUGUGCUAUUCCUACCUGAAGGUGUCAGAAUCCAGCCGGGGGCUGCCCCAGUUCCUCUCUGUGAUCCACCUGGACGAUCAACCGAUCGCUCGAUAUGACAACCACACCAGCGGGAUGGAGCUUCUGGUGCCCUGGUUGGAAGCAGAGGAGACGAAGAACCUGGUGGUCCUUGAAAGGGUGUUCAGGGCUGACCUGGAGUGGCUAUCCAAUCUCAGCCACCAGACUGCAGGGCUUCACACCUGGCAGGCGAUUUUGGGCUGUGAGCUCAGGGAAGACGGGAGCAAAGGAGGGUUUUUGCACUAUGGCUACAAUGGGAUGGACUUCAUCAGCUUCGACAAGGAGACCCUGAGAUGGGUGGCAGCUCAGCCCCAGGCCCAGAAGGUCAAGGAGAUGUGGGAGGAUGAUACAAGGAAGUCCCAGAGGAAUAAAGUCUACCUGGAGGAGAUGUGCAUUAAGAUGAUGCAGAAAUACCUGUCCUACCAGAAGAAGUCUCUGAAGAAGACAGAGCCUCCAGUGGGGAAGGUGAAUUACAAGAUAGUGGAUGACAGCCUGGAGGUCCUCAUCUGCCAGGCCUUUGGCUUCUACCCCAAGGAGAUCCAGACCAUCUGGACCAGGGAUGGAGAGGCCUGCAAAUAUGGGACCCUCCAUAGGAACGUGGUCCCCAACUCAGACGGGACCUAUUAUGUCCAGCUCAGCAUUGAGAUCGACCCCAAGGAGAGGAACCAUUUUCGGUGUCACCUGGAGCACGAGGGCUUGCAGGAGCCCCUGGUGUUGUCUUUCAAAGAGGAAACAGAAUUAUCUGAUGGGACAAGUUGCCUCCGGUCCUUCAGUGCCCCUUUCAGCAGGGGAGGCUGGGCUUUUGUCAGCUACUUCAGAGCUAUUCCUUUUUUGCAAAACUAUAAUAUUCGAACGAUUGCAAUCCGCACCUGCUUCCUUCUCCCUCCAUUUAUCUUCAGGAGGCGUAGGGCGGAUUGUUUUGGGAAUUGUGGCCGCUGUGGGAAUUGUGCCUAUCAUGAUGUUGAGUCUUUUGUUUCUCUUCCUGGCAUGCCAGUGGAAGAAACGCAGGAGCAAUCUGUACCAGGGAGUGGCAACCUGCGGAUCUUCCACAGAUCAAUCUUUCUCCCUCGAUAGACUGUACAGAAGAUGAGAUGCAAUCACAGAGGUUGCCCCAACCUAAAACAACAUCAGAGCACAAGGCAUCCUAUGGACCACAGAGGACAUGGAGUGAUCCAGAAAUCACUGUGUCAUCCCUCCUCCCUCAAAAAAUGCCAGAGAAUUCCUGGAGCCCUGGCACUCAGAGGAAUUGGCCAUCAACAGGCACACAGAGAUAAACAAUAUCUACAUGCCAUUCAAAAAAGACAAUUAAAAAGACCAAAAGGAAACAAAAGACUUGCUAUCCAGCAAUCAACACCUGCAGAAAUGAACACCAAGAUUAACAUUAGACCAACAGUCAAGUAAACAAUAUCACAAUCAAGCAAUUACCAAUGCAGACAAAAAAAGCUAACAGCGCACACAGCUUAAUCAAGGAAUCUCCCAAGAACAUUCCCACCAACACUGACAGAGGAAACCAUAUAAAAAAUAAGAGCAAAUCCGACUCCCUUCUGGCACUGAUGGUGUUACCUAGUUUGGUAAUGAAAUGUCUGCAAGAAAACUGCUGCCUAAGAGCACUCAGGACCCCACUUAACACCCCACCGUGUUAAGCACCUGGCAACCGCUCCUUGGGAGGAGAGGAGCAUAUCCCAUACCAUGUGAUUUUCCUUGACUGUGACCCCAACCUGUUCUGUUUCUCCCUGCAGGAGUCUUGUGUGUCUGGUUGGGGAGAUCCCAGCUAGACCCAGUUGAGCAGAGACAUUAAUGAUGUCACCCCUAACCCUGGAAAAAGUCUACAAAGGAAUGGAGCCAAGUCCCUCGUUCUACAAGGGCCCUGGAAGUUCAUUUAGAGAGAUGCAGGGAUGGAGAUGGGGGCCUCCUGUUCUUGUGAAUGGCUACUGCAGAGGUGAUUUUUCCCCCUAAACAGGCAGCUGUUGUAGACUGCAAACCCCUUUAAAGGUUAAGAUCCUGUUUUCAGAGGAAACCAAAGAACGGGUGAAGCAGCGACGUGGACAGCUCUCGUGGAUUUAGAAGAGGCCUCCUUCAAGGCCUCCUUUCCAUAGCAAUAGCACUUGGACUUAUAUACCGCUUCAUAUAGUGCUUUUAUAGCCCUCUCUAAGCGGUUUACAGAGUCAGCCUAUUGUCCCCCAACAAUCUGGGUCCUCAAUUUACCGACCUCGGAAGGAUGGAAGGCUGAGUCAACCUUGAGCGGGUGAGAUUUGAACUGCCGAACUGCAGCUAGCAGUCAGCAGUUCUAACCACUGCGCCAUCUCGGCUCAUACAUGGAACCAUCUCUGGGACCCCAUUUUGAUACCCAAGAUCUGGCCAUCUGGAGAACAUUUAAACUAAACAUGACUGGUGGAUUCAUUUUGAUGGACCCACCAUUAGUAUCAGUGUUAAGAUUUGAGCUGAUUGCCUGGCGAGGUAGGACAAGGGCACUUUAGGUCAAAUAAUAGCCUGGUUUUUAAUCUUUUCAAGGCAAUUUGCCUUGCCCACAAUUUGGGCGAGGAGUGAAAAGAGGUGUGUGUGUUAUGUGGGACCUUAUGUUUUAUUGUGGGGUAAGCAAUCCAAUAGCCAGACAUUGUAAAAUCCUUUACAUCAGACAUGUCAAACUCAAGGCCUGUGGGCCAGAUGCAGUCCGCAGCCAACGAGUGCUUCCCUUUUAGCUAGACGACCCGCGUCCUAUCUCCUGCCACCACGUGAGAGAGCCAAGGCUACUGGCAGUGCCUCCCCUUCUCCGUCUCUCAUCCUCCCCUUCCCGCUCCUCCCGGCCUCGCCUGGUGAUCUCCUGUCUUGGAUCAUAGCCUUGCCAUCCUCUCACCCUCAGUUCAUCCCUUCCUGGCCAAGGAAGAAAGGAAAGAAGGAAGGAAGGAAGGAAGGAAGGAAGGAAGGAAGGAAGGAAGGAAGGAAGGAAGGAAAGAAAGAGAUGGGAAUGAGAGGUAGGGAGUGUCUAAGGGAAGGCCUGUCUUAGCAGUAGGCCACCAGCAGCCCUGUUGCCCUCUCACCAUCCCCUUGCCCUCUCCUGGUGGUCUCCCAUCCUAUCACUGAGGAUGCUUUGCUUACAAAGCUGGGUCUUUGCUUACAAAGCUGACGCAUGUCCCUUGGCUCUGUGCCCAGCUCCUAAGGCCAGGGAUGGGCAGGAGGCCAGCAUUGGGUCAGGACUGGUGUGGGGACCUCCAGGCUGCCCCUUCCUUGGCCGUCAUGGUGAAGCGGGGAUGGACGGAGGGGCACGCAGAGAUGGAGGUGGUCGGCUGGAUCAAUUCUAAGUGGAUUUGAGGACUACCUUUAUAUGUAUUGAUAGACCAUUUUUAUUCAUGUACUGAUGUAUUGCUAUUAUUUAACACAAUGGGACCAUUGUGCCUUGCAUCUAUUUUUUUUUUAUUAAAAAGUUUUCCCAUUGAUCGAUAGAUAAAACACUUGUACAUUUAAGAUAUUUAUCAAGAGAAUUGGGUAAAAUUGUAAAUUAAAUAUAGAUUAAUAAUGUAUGACUAUUUUUACACUGGUAAUGAAAGGGAGUGAACCUAUUAGAUUUGUAGGUACAGAUAAUCAGCAUUCAACUAGGGGGGGAGGUCAUAGAGUUAUAUGUUUAUUAUUAAUAUUAUAUUUGUUGUAUAUUCCUUUUUUUUCCUGUGUCUUUUUGGUAAUUGGUGUUUUGUUGUUCUGCUUUAUAGUUUAUUUUUAGAAAAAUAGAAGAAAAAAAUAAAUAAAAAAAAGAACAGUAA
This is a messenger RNA of Pantherophis guttatus, 5533 nucleotides long. Lineage: Eukaryota; Metazoa; Chordata; Lepidosauria; Squamata; Colubridae. The record is from RefSeq and is a predicted model, not a curated record.